AUGUCCCUCCGUUCUGUGUUUUCAGUUUCGUCCAUUCGUAGAAUGUCGUCCAUCACCGCACGUGCAAUUGUGUACAACGCCCAUGGGGAACCAAAGGAUACUUUGAAGUGUCAUUCCUAUAAGAUUGACUUGCAAAACCUACAGCCUAAUGAGGUUGUGGUUCAAACUUUAGCUGCUCCAUUGAAUCCUUCGGACAUCAACCAAAUUCAAGGUGUGUACCCUUCGAAGCCGCCACUUUCAAUUGAUUCGUUGCCUGAGUUGAAGGAACCAGCUGCAGUCACAGGUAACGAGGGUGUCUUUAAAGUCAUUGCCAAAGGUUCCAAUGUUGGGGAGUUGGAGACCGGUGACUGGUGUAUUCCUUCUGGUGUUAAUUUUGGUACUUGGUGUACCCACAGAUUAACUACUGAUAAGAACCUCUUGAAAAUGCCAAAGACAAUUUCACUUAACCAAGCCGCAACUAUUGCUGUCAAUCCCUCAUCUGCAUAUCAAAUGCUGACACAUUUUGUCAAAUUACAGCCGGGCGACUGGUUUAUACAAAAUGGUGCAAAUUCUCAGGUUGGUAGAGCAGCAAUUCAGAUUGGCCAUAAAUUGGGUUAUAAAUCCUUGAAUAUUGUUAGAAACAGAGACAACUUGGACGAGUUGGUCAAAGAUUUAGAAUCCAUUGGUGCAACUAAAGUCAUCACUGAAGAUGAGAGUGCAUCAAAGGAGUUUGGAGCAACCGUUAAGGAAUGGUUAGAAGGUAAAGAAAUCAAGUUAGGUUUGAAUUGUAUUGGUGGUCCGUCUGCGUCUAAUUUGGCAAGGAAACUCGGACACGAUGCUACUAUUCUAACAUAUGGUGCAAUGUCUAAGAAGCCGCUUUCACUUCCUACUGGUAACUUCAUCUUCAAGAAUCUCACUGCUAAGGGUUUCUGGAUCACGGGUAAUAUCAAAAGACACCCUGAAUUGAGAAUAGAAACUAUCAAUGCCGUCCUCAAAUUCAUGGAGGACGGAACUUUGAAAGAACCAAAAGUCAAUGAACCAAAAGUCAAGCUCUCUACUACUACUAACGAAUCGUUCCUUGAGACAGUUCUUGCAGCAUUGGAAGACUCCCAAAAGGGUAAACAACUACUCAAGUUUGAGUAA
This is a messenger RNA of Pichia kudriavzevii, 1122 nucleotides long. RefSeq lists its product as uncharacterized. Gene Ontology annotation, biological process: fatty acid metabolic process. Gene Ontology annotation, cellular component: mitochondrion. The transcript has a single exon. Gene Ontology annotation, molecular function: trans-2-enoyl-CoA reductase (NADPH) activity. NCBI's taxonomy places the organism in Eukaryota, Fungi, Ascomycota, Pichiomycetes, Pichiales, Pichiaceae. The coding region runs from base 1 to 1122 and encodes 373 amino acids. The record is from RefSeq and is a predicted model, not a curated record.